UGGCUAGUCGCGUUUCUUUUCUCAUCUACAAUUCUGCAUCAGCACAAACCACUCAGAUUGAGUUCAACGACCUGUAUCAUCUUAUCCCACCGGAACCACGAACUUAAAUCACAUGCAAUCUGGUCUGGGGGGAGGGAAGUUUCUAUCAACAUCACACGUAGCACAAAACCUCACCUCACAUCACAAACUCGGCCAAUGCCGGGCGGGUUCCAAUGGCUGCUCAAGCUCACAGGCGCUCUCGCAACGGAUGCGGGACAUGCAGAACAGCCCGUAUCAAGUGCGACGAGGCGCGCCCGUUCUGCAAGCAGUGCGAGCGUCGUGGUGUCGAGUGUGUCGGAUACCAGAUACAUCUGAAAUGGGUUGAGAUCAGCGAUAUCAGCCCGGAUAGCCAAUCUGCAAGCAAGAGCGUCAUCAAGCCGCGGAGUUCUCUGACGAUUUGUCCAUCAAAAAAGUCGGCCGCGUGUAGGAAAAAAGCGAUCCCCCCGACAUCCGUAGCACGCAAUCUGUCAGUGGGCCCGAAACUUCAUUCGUCGUCAGAUGCCUUCAUUUUCAGACACUGGGCCGACUCUUUGCCGGAUCUUGUAUAUCCCAACCCUGAAGAAUACGCUACCAUACGGCAACCAUAUCUUGCCUUUGUCUGGAAGGAAAAUUCCAUCCUUCUUCCAGCGGUUCUAGCUGCCGGGUCUGCUCAUCUUUACGCACUCGGGAAGCUCAAACAUGCAGAGACUCUCGAAAGGAAACAAAGAGCACUCUCCACAAUGGUGGCCUGCGUAAAGCAGCCAAGAACCAUAUCGAAUCCCCAGUUUCAGACGUCAUUCCCAGUGUACUUGAGUGAAGAGGCAAUUGCAGCAUCGGCAGCGCUCGUUGGCAUGGAAAUCAUGCAAGGUUCGCACACGCCGUCAAUCAUCCCUCUUCUUCGAGGCCUUAAAGCGCAAAUGCAAGAAAGACACAAUUUACGACAGAGAGUGGCUCCAAAUUGGCCAAUCGAAAAAGACACUCCAAUGAUGGCAGUGAACGUCAAGAUGAUGGCUUACAUCGACACGUUCUGCUGCGUACCUUGCGCAACACACCCAGUCUUUGACGAGCAGGCCUGGCAAGAUCUCAUCCUCCCCAAAUGUCAAGACUGCUCUGCUGCCAAUGGGCCAGACAUUGUUUUCGGCUACUCGAUGCACAUCUUGCCGGUGAUUGGAGCAGCAGCCUCGCUGGUUGACGACUUCUUCCAAACGAUGAUUACGCCCGAGGACUUUGUCUCCUCUCGAUGCCACCUCCUAGAAAAACUUGAAUCAGCUUGCUCAGAUCUUCCACCUCCUCAACAUCAGCCAGAUCCAAAUACCGAUCCAUCGGCUCCGCCAACCAGUCUCAAAAUCCGCGAUGCUAAUGCCUGUAUCGCAGCCGCCCGGGCCCACAGCCUAGCAACACAAAUCUUCCUACUCCGCGCGGACGAGGGUGACUCAAGUACCUUGUCAGCUGAACGUCCUACAAAGCAUCCCUUGGCUUUGGUAGAGCAGCUAUCCGACGCCGUUGCCGCCGUGCCGCUCGACACGCAUGCGGCGACCAUGAUGGUUUGGCCCGUGUUUGUGCUCGGCUGCGAGAGCAUGGCGGUGAGCGCACGGCGGUAUGAGGUAGAAGACCUUUUUGAGAGAAUUAUCGACAAGCAGAAGCUUCUCAAUAUCUCAGUGGCGCUCAAGAUGCUGCGGGAAAAUGUUUGGGCGGGCGGUGUGACAAACACUGCGAGCCCUGCGAGUAGUUUGUCCCCUGCAGAAGAGUCAUGUCGAUAUACACAGAAUCAGUGGGUCAAAUUGUGUUGGAAAGAGCGGCUGCAACUUUGCUCGGCAUAGGAAAGCUACAUGUACCUUACAAGUUUGCAAUGCCCGCAGAUCUCACGACUUUGCGUGCAAAUCUGGGACGCAAUAACUACAUGUACUCGUACGAGAAAUGAGAUGGAAGAUGGGAGGCAAUGUUGGACUUUUGGAUAAUGAUGAUGAUUCUAUCUAUAUUCUACAUAUUUUGAUCGCUCGAGG
This is a messenger RNA of Colletotrichum scovillei, 2021 nucleotides long. RefSeq lists its product as uncharacterized. Gene Ontology annotation, biological process: positive regulation of transcription by RNA polymerase II. Lineage: Eukaryota; Fungi; Ascomycota; Sordariomycetes; Glomerellales; Glomerellaceae. Gene Ontology annotation, cellular component: nucleus. The transcript is spliced from 2 exons. Gene Ontology annotation, molecular function: DNA-binding transcription factor activity, RNA polymerase II-specific; zinc ion binding; transcription cis-regulatory region binding. The record is from RefSeq and is a predicted model, not a curated record. The coding region runs from base 213 to 1838 and encodes 541 amino acids.